GAUUUAUAGAUGGUUAACCUUCGUGCAACACUCAAAAUACUUAAUCUAAAGCAGCCAAUAGCUGAAUAGGACAGUUCUGAUUGGUGUUUUUGGGAAUAAUACAAGGACGUCACUCAUAACCAAAGAAGUCGAUGAGCGCUAAUGCUCGUAUUGUAUUUGGAAUUCGAAAUCAGGCAGACAUCAAGUACAAAGGAAUCAUUAGUUCAUACAAACACCACAAUUACUCAAUAUUUAGCAAUUAAGAUAUGGUGGCUUGUCUUCAAUGAUACUUGUGGUUUAUUUUUCCGUGAAGAUCCAGUUUUCUCUUUGGAAUCGCUCACUGAUAAGUCCAAUAUCACUUUCGAGUAGGGGUUCCCAUCAAUUGGUCUUUCUAUAAGGACGAAAUCAUAAUCCAAGUUUAUUCGAUCGUAGUUUGAAAACCUUUUUGUGAUGGCCUCUAAAAUGGUUCCAGUUUUCAGUAAUAAGGAUAGUAGGUUGAUGAACCUGUAUUAAUCCUGACACACUGCUCUCCAGUAAAGGUCCAGCUUCUCCUUGAAAGUAUUCACUGAUGGGGCUCUUAGAGGAACAAAGAGACUAGACCCAAGUAAUUUGUUAUAUAAAAUACGGGACCCCGGUGUGAGAUCAUCUCACGACAAAAAUAGAGCCAAGCGAAUAACCUUCGCUUCAUAAGAGAUAUUGUAAUGUCCUAUUAUCAAACUAGUACCUCUUUGUACAUGUUCGAAAGUAUCUGCAUCUUUAAUUAAUUGCGUAUUUAACGCUUACAUAUAGCAUUUUGAAUAUACUAUUUUGUAGAUGACAUACAAAGCUUUUGUGUGACCACUUUCUCUGAAGUGGCCGUAACCCACAAAUCGUCUUAGCAGCUAUUACAUUGCAGUAUUUAGUCGUUUUCAUGACUUAUGAUUACAUCAAAGCUUUUUAUAUCAAAACGUAUGAAAGUGGUAUACGAUCGGUGUAUUAGUGGCUAUCAACCCCAAAGUUUAUUCCUAGGGGCUAACUUUUGCAACAUCUAUUUCACUUGCAUUAAAUAAGAGCUUUAGUCUAUCAUCACCAGUACUUGUAACUCCACAGUCGUAGGUUGUCUGUUAACAAGGGUAAUGAAGGGCUUCUGUUUAUAUAGGGUCCGUUUGAAUUCGCAAAGACAGAAUGACCGUCAGUCUUGCUCCAAGUACAGAUGCAACUGAGAACAAAAGUAAUAAAAAAACAACCUAGAUCAUGGCUUAAAUGUCUAUCGGCUCUAGUUGUCAGGCCACAUCAGUACAAGAAAUAAAACUAUCACGAUGAAUACCGAAAGAAAACAUAGUCAUCCCCAUUUUUGUGUUGGUUGUUUGAAUCUUCUCAUUGAUGUUUAGCACUGCAACUAAUCAGUCUAUUACUGGAUUUGACUUCUAGCCACCACUAUCUCUGCUUAUAAAGUUAUUUCAAGACAGCUUGAGCUACGGUACAUUACUGGUCAUCAAACCCUACUUUUAAAUGAUUAAACGACUGUCUAUUCACAUUUUUCACUGCCGUAUGACUCCAGUGCAUAAAUUUACAUGAGUAAAAGUGUAAGCAUGUACUCUAUGAGAAGUAGUAAUUUCCAGAUAUCUUACGAACCAUGUUUUUAUGAUAGUGACUGUAAUUACUCAAUUCUUCCACCAAAAAGCAUAGCGCUAACGAGUUAGUUCUAAGGUUGCAAAUGCUUAUUCAGUGUAAGCUCAGGGCGCUUAAGGGAUUUCUGGAGCAUCGGUCUCCAAAACCUCAUCAACUAAAAGCCCUAAAUUCUGAGUUUUAUGAAAGAGGUAGACUAACAGUGGAAUCCAGGACGUUCAUUCGCUCCUGUCUGGGACUUGUUCACUGAGUACUUGCAUCCCAAAGUCGAUAUUCACCAUGGGAUUUGAAUUCAAUACCUUCCACUUCAAAUGCCAACUAAUAUACUGGCACUUGAAGCUAAAGACACUGGGUUCGAAUUCCGGGCUGAGCAUCAACUCUGGGAUGCAGUUGCACCAGCUAACGGGUUGCGGGUGGGACGAAAUGUACGUCCUGUAUUCCAUUGAUAGCCAACAUCUAUCACUUCUAUAGAACUUUAAAAAAAGUAUCGAUGCAAUUCGCACAGAAUACACAUUUGUCAACUAGGAUUAAUCAAAAUUCAGUCAAGUAUACCAAUAACAGUAUAUGUCAAAACCUCUACAAAUCAAACCCGAAUUCCAAAGUUUUUGUACCUACCCUCCUGUCGAAUCAUUGACUUGGAUAAAGAGUUUCUCUAUUUCAUCCGAUCUUCGAUUGGCGAGUUCAGCUAGUUACAUAUAUUCCAAUUCCAAACAAUCUGUGGAUUUCUUAUAAUAGUCUUGUUUCUCACUACUUCCUAGCAUUAAUUUUAAGAUCCAUUCAGGUCAAAGCUCAUCACUGACCAGCUUACCGAAUCUCAUUACCUCAGUAGAAUGCAACCCCGAAGGAUCUGAUAAUACGUUUUGGUUAGCAGAUUUAGACCACAUAUUGAUAGUGUGCGUCAGAAAAUAAUCCUGAAUUUAUCGCAUCUGAUAUAUUGUGGUCUUCAACGUUAUUAAUUGCGUAUUUUUAAAGUACUAAUGACCAGGUAAUCUCAUGUGUUUGUUAACUUAUUUUCAACUUUUAUUUUGUUCUCUUUUUUGAAAUACACUUGGUAAUAAUUAUGUAAGUAUGACCCACUUUUCUAAGAUAACGUAAAUUUCGAGUGACUUUCACAUAAAGAAUUGAAUUUAAGUUCAGAUGUACUUAUCUUUUGAGUAUUUCGUAAAUUCAUGUCGAUGUAUCUAGACAGGUGCUUCUACAUAGUGUAAAUCACUAAAAAGCAGAAGUUUCGAGAAAAAUUGAUAUGAAUGUGUGGGUUUUCGAAGUGAGCUUCAGACUGCUACGUUUUUUCCAUUUCAGAAAGAACUUCAGUGAAGUACAUUUUGUAAUACGACAACACGUAUAUUGUUAACUACUUAGUGAAUAACAAUACUAUAAUUAACUGUUAAAUAAUAUUAUGGAUGUGCAAUUGUGCGAUGGUUCAUUGGGUGAGGAGACAGAUGGUACAAACGCUUUGGGAACUAUAGUUACAGAAGAUUCUAGUGGGAACAUUCCAAAUGUGAAUUCAAAUAUAAAUGUAUAUGAUGGUAUGGAGUUCAAGCGAAAGCGCUCCGUUAUAAAAGAAAGGCGUUUUGUGAUAAACGAUAUGGUUGAAACAGUUGAUUUUGGUCUACUACCUGAGGGUUGGCUCCAACUACGUCAUAUUUCUGGACUUAAUGUAUAUUUACACAGAUCAAGCCGAGUGGUGACACUUUCAAGACCAUAUUCUAUUGGACCGAGUAGUGUACGUCACCAUCGUAUUCCUGUAUCGGCUAUUCCAUGUUUGGCUUAUCGUAAAGCUAGUGGAAAAUUUUUUUAUCCAACUGAAUCUCAUAAGGUCCCUUCAGAAUUCACUAGUCCAGUAAAUGAGUUAAAUAAUAAAACAGUAUGUUGUCCGUUUGAAAAAUCACCAACAAACAUCCCAUCUGAAGAUGUACAAACAGUCCAAAAAUUAGACCUAUCUAAUGAGUCGUUAGAAGAUGAAGUAUCAGUAAUAAAUAACAAACAUGAGGAUAAGCUACCAAUUAAUGAUGCUGCUUCAGUAUCAUUCAAUCGUAGUAGAAAUAACUCGUUUUCAUCACCUGAAGAUAACAAUAAUACUAAUCAUGAUGUUGUUGAUGCAGUGAAAAGUAAAAAUUCCGACAAAGAAGAAGGUGAAUUAUCUUCUGGUGAUGAUGAAAAAGAGAAUUCAUUUGAAGAUGAUAGUCGAGCUAAAAAACCACGUUUGAAUAAUGAUGACAAUGUUAGUGAUGGUGUUGAUGAAGAUUCAAUCAACUGUUCAUCCAAUGAAACAUCAUCUUUACAAAAUUCGUUACCUAAAGUAGCUGAAGAAGUAUCAACUACUUGUAAUAACGUUCUGUAUAACAGAUCAACUCAUUUUGCGAAUAGAUAUCGUAAAUUUAGACGUGGUAAUCUUCUAACCAAAAGAUCUUGUUUAACAACAUCACCAAAUAUUCAACUGUCAGAGUCUGAUCGUAUAUCCAACGUAUCUACCAAUAAACAAAAUGAGGCACCUACUGGAACUCAAGAAAUUGUUGCUGUUAAAACUCAGGUGUUUUCUAUUAAAGACAAAGAAAAAGAAUCUCUGUUGACACCUGAUGAUAUCCGUGAAUAUUGUGGACGUCUUUUUGAAAUCAGAGUAGAAGAUACAGUAUUUAAAAGAAAUAGUGAAUAUCAUUGUACAACAGAUCUUACUACUAAAGAAUCAGAAGACAUACAGAAACCAUUACUGAUGAUGUCAGAACAGGCAAAAGUUAUUCGAUAUCAAAUACCAUCGGCUGAUGGAAACGUUUCGCGAAAGCAGCCUAAAGAGGGUAUGAUCAAUAUGACUGGUAAAUCAUAUGUUUGCAUUCUUCAUGAGUAUUGCCAAAAUGUUAUACGUCGUCCGCCGACAUAUCAGACAACAGUUCUUGAAAACGAUAAAAAUCCCUAUCAAAUGACAGUAUUUAUUAAUGGUAAUCCAUAUGGAACCGGUACAGGGCAAAGUAAAAAGUGUGCAAGAUUAGAAGCGGCUCGUAAAGCGCUUGAAGUUUUAAUUCCGGAUUUUCAAAAGAUUGUAUGUAGCAGUUCACAUCAAACAGGUCCAGUGGUAGCCUCUGAUCGUGAUAUGCAGUUGUUCGAUUCCAUUUCAGUGACUGAUCCACGUUUAUAUGAAUUAUCUGUGCGUAUGGCACUACCUACUCCAUAUAAUCUACUUGUUGAAUGUUUAAGUCGAAGUUGUGUUCCUGAGUCUGAUUUGAAGUCAAAUAUGAUAUCUCAAGGACGCAGUAAACACUUUUUCACUUUACAGCUGAGAGAACAUACUGUUAAGGUUAGAUGUAAAAACAAAAGAGAAGGUCGUCAUUUAUCUGCUCAACAUCUUUUGGCCCGCCUACAUCCUGAAGUUAGUACCUGGAGUGGUCUUUUACGUAUUUAUGGUCCGGGUAGUAAACCAGACAAGCGAAAUGAGUUGGAAACAAUCCAAGAUGCACAAAUUCAACAGAAGUCUGCUGUAAAAGCUAGUUUAAUUCGUUUAUUAAAAGCGAAAAUGAGUGAAUUAGCUGACCAAUGGGAAAAGUCUGGCGGAAAUUCGAAUCCGAAAGGGAAGUUUUUUGUUUCACCCUACAACCUUCCUGUGGUCGCUUUCCAUCCCGACUCUGAGGGCGAUUUGUACAGUUCUGCACCGAUUGCUUCUUCCUCUUCCCCGCCCAUACUACCCCCGACAUCGGAUUAGUCGAUUUUGAAGUGUAAUUUUCAUUUCCAAUAAUAAAACAUUAUUUCCAUUUUUCUUCCCGUACUGUUCACUGAUUUUGCUGUAUUUACUUUGUCACUGUACUGAAUAUAAGUCAUAAUACUUGACC
This is a messenger RNA of Schistosoma margrebowiei, 5405 nucleotides long. NCBI's taxonomy places the organism in Eukaryota, Metazoa, Platyhelminthes, Trematoda, Strigeidida, Schistosomatidae. The record is from the annotation of a GenBank genome assembly.